Messenger RNA from Talpa occidentalis (Iberian mole), 7002 nucleotides. It is a transcript of the gene GEMIN5, whose product is annotated as gem nuclear organelle associated protein 5. The coding region runs from base 1 to 4890 and encodes 1629 amino acids. The record is from RefSeq and is a predicted model, not a curated record. NCBI's taxonomy places the organism in Eukaryota, Metazoa, Chordata, Mammalia, Eulipotyphla, Talpidae. The transcript is spliced from 28 exons. Gene Ontology annotation, molecular function: protein binding.
AUGGCCCCCGAGCCGCGCACGCUGCCGCCGUCCCCGAACUGGUACUGCGCCCGGUGCAGCGACGCCGUGCCCGGGGGCCUCUUCGGCUUCGCCGCGCGCACCUCCGUCUUCCUGGUCCGCGUGGGCCCGGGCGCGGGCGCGAGCCCGGGGACGCCCCCAUUUCGAGUUGUAGGAGAGUUGGUGGGACACACGGAAAGAGUCUCUGGCUUCACUUUUUCUCAUCACCCGGGUCAGUACAACCUCUGUGCCACGAGCUCCGACGAUGGGACUGUGAAAAUCUGGGAUGUAGAGACGAAAACAGUGGUGACGGAGCAUGCCCUCCAUCAGCACACAAUAUCAGCGCUGCACUGGUCUCCGCGAGUGAAGGACUUAAUAGUGUCUGGAGAUGAAAAAGGAGUCGUUUUCUGUUACUGGCUUCAUAGAAAUGACAGCCAGUACCUCUUUGUAGAGCCCAGGACAAUUUUCUGUCUUACUUGUUCGCCUCAUCAUGACGACUUGGUGGCCAUCGGCUACAAGGACGGCAUCGUGGUUCUCAUCGACCUCAGCAAGAAAGGAGAAGUGAUCCACAGGCUUCGGGGCCACGACGACGAGAUCCACUGCAUCGCCUGGUGCCCCGUGCCCGGGGAGGACUGCCUGCCCGCACCGCAGGAGGAGGGCCGAGAAGACCCGGAAAUCCCCAACGGGAGAGCCCCAGCGCCCAGUCCCGGCAUGAAGGGCUGCUACUUGGCCACGGGCAGCAAAGACCAGACCAUCCGCCUCUGGAGCUGCUCCCGGGGCCGAGGGGUGAUGGUUCUGAAACUGCCCUUCCUGAAGAGAAGAGGCGGCGGCGUCGACCCGGCGGUGAGAGAGCGUCUCUGGCUGACCCUCCACUGGCCCAAGGACCAGCCCACGCAGCUGGUGUCCAGCUGUUUUGGGGGUGAGCUGCUGCUGUGGGACCUGGCGCAGUCCUGGCGACGGAGGUACACGCUCUUCAGCGCUGCCGUGGAGGGCCAGCACCAUGCCAGGAUCGUGUUCAACCUGUGUCCUUUGCGCACUGAGGACGACAGGCAGCUGCUGCUCUCCACCUCCAUGGACAGAGACAUCAAGUGCUGGGACAUGGCCACGCUGGAGUGCUGCUGGACGCUGCCUUCCCUCGGGGGCUUCGCCUACAGCCUGGCCUUCUCGCCGGUGGACACCGGCUGCUUGGCCGUCGGCGUGGGGGAUGGCAUGAUCCGCGUCUGGAACACGCUCUCCAUAAAGAACAACUACGACGUGAAACAUUUCUGGCAGGGUGUCAAGUCCAAGGUCACAGCGCUGUGCUGGCACCCGGCCAAGGAAGGCUGCUUGGCCUUCGGGACGGAUGAUGGGAAGGUGGGGCUGUACGACACCUACUCCAGCAGGCCCCCGCAGAUCUCCAGCACGUACCACAAGAAGACCGUGUACACGCUAGCCUGGGGGCCGCCGGUCCCGCCCACCUCGCUGGGGGGAGAAGGUGACAGACCUUCCCUCACCUUGUACAGCUGUGGGGGCGAAGGAGUCGUCCUGCAGCACAACCCCUGGAAGCUGGGCGGCGAGGCCUCUGACAUUAACAGGCUCAUCCGGGACACCAACGCCAUCAAGUACAAGUUGCCUGUGCACACGGAGAUCAGCUGGAAGGCAGAUGGCAAGACCAUGGCUCUCGGCAACGAAGACGGGUCCAUAGAAAUAUUCCAGGUGCCGAACCUGAAGCUGGUCUGCACCAUCCAGCAGCACCACAAGCUGGUGAACACCCUAAGCUGGCACCACGGGCACGGCAGCCGGCCCGAGCUGAGCUGCCUCCUGGCCUCCGGGUCCAACAACGCUGUCAUCUACGUGCACAACCUGCAGGCUGUCCUAGAGAGCAGCCCCGCGUCCCCAGUGACCAUCACAGAGCCCUACCGGACCCUCUCGGGGCACACCGCCAAGAUCACCAGUCUGGCGUGGAGCCCGCAUCACGAUGGAAGGCUGGUGUCUGCCUCCUACGACGGCACAGCUCAGGUGUGGGAUGCUCUCCGGGAAGAGCCGCUGUACAAUUUCCGAGGACACCGCGGCCGGCUGCUGUGUGUGGCAUGGUCCCCGCUGGACCCGGACUGCAUCUACUCAGGGGCAGACGACUUCUGUGUGCACAAGUGGCUCACCUCUGCGCAGGAGCACUCCCGGCCGCCUCAGGGCAAGAAAAGUAUUGAAUUGGAGAAAAAAAGGCUCUCUCAACCUAAGCCGAAGGCCAAGAAGAAGAAGAAGCCGCCGCUGAAGGGGCCGGGCAAGCAGGACUUCCCGGACGGGCUGGAGGACGAGGGCCCGCGGGAGGGCACGGCACCCCUGGAGAACGGCGUGUCCGACCCGGAGGCCGAGGAGGAGGUCCCGCGGCCAGAGUCCCCCUGCAGCACAGCCUCUGUGGUGUCUCGGGCGCCGGGUGCCUGUGCUCCUGUGGCCUCGGGCCUGGACAAACCGAGCGCCUCCCUGAACAGCAAAGCCGCCUCGCUGAGAAAGGAGGGGCCUAAAGAGAAGCCAGAAGCCUUACUCAAGAAGCGGAAGGCUCGCUCCACGCUGCCCCUGAGCACCAGCCUGGACCACAGGCCCAAAGAGGAGCUUCACCAGGACUGCCUGGUCUUGGCCACCGCCAAGCACGCCAGAGAGCGAAAUGAGGGUGUGUCGGCCGACCUUGAGGAGAGGUUCCACCUGGGGCUCUUCACAGACCGGGCCGCACUGUACAGGAUGAUCGACGUGGAAGGAAAAAGCCACCUGGAGAACGGCCACCCCGAAUUGUUCCACCAGCUCAUGCUUUGGAAGGGAGAUCUGAAGGGCGUGCUGCAGUCCGCCGCCGAGCGCGGGGAGCUGACGGACAACCUCGUGGCCAUGGCGCCCGUCGCUGGGUACCACGUGUGGCUGUGGGCUGUGGAAGCAUUUGCCAAGCAGCUGUGCUUUCAGGACCAGUAUGUCAAGGCUGCUGCUCACCUGCUCUCCAUCCACAAGGUGUACGAAGCUGUGGACCUGCUCAAGUCCCACCAUUUCUACAGGGAGGCUAUCGCUGUUGCCAAGGCCCGGCUACGCCCCGAGGACCCGAUCCUGAAGGACCUGUACCUCAGCUGGGGAGCCGUCCUGGAGAAAGAUGGCCACUAUGCUGUGGCCGCCAAGUGCUACUUAGGGGCCACUUCCGCAUAUGACGCAGCCAAAGUUUUGGCCAAAAAGGGGGACGCAGCGUCCCUCAGAACGGCUGCGGAGCUGGCUUCCAUCGCAGGCGAGGACGAGCUCUCCGCCUCCCUGGCUCUCCGCUGUGCCCAGGAGCUGCUCCCGGCCAGAAACUGGGUGGGGGCCCAGGAUGCGCUGCGGCUCCAUGCCAGCCUGGAGGGCCAGAGACUGGUGUUCUGCCUCCUCGAGCUUCUGUCUCAGCGCCUGGAGGAGAGGCAGCCCCCUGACAGCAGGGGCCCCUGCGGCUCCCACAACGCCUGGGCUGCGGGCCCCGACGGCCCCUUCGUGGAGUGGGUGACGGCCGUGUGGACGGACGCCCUGGGCCUGGACACCCCCGAGCGGCGGCGGACAGCGUCUCAGCAGCUGCGCAGCGUCAAGUACCCGAGCGCGACCACCAACACCGCCUCCAAACAGUUCCUGCUCCACGUCUGCCAUGACCUGACGCUGGCGGUGCUGAGCCAGCAGGAGGCCUGCUGGGCCGCGGCGGUGGAGGCCCUGCUGCGGGCCGUGGUGCGCAGCUAUGACGCGGGCAGCUUCACCGUCAUGCAGGAGGUGCUCGCCGCCUUUCUUCCUGAGGGCUGUGACCCCUUGAGGGACAAACUGGGUGAGCAGCAGGCCCCUGCCACAGCGGCUCUCAGGAGUCUGGAGGCCUUCUUCGCUUACGGACAUCUGUAUGAGUUCUGGUGGUCUCUCUCCAGAACCUGCCCGGCAGCCGGGGCCUGGGCCAGGGCUGCCCACGGAAGGACAGCCCCUGCUGAGCAGAGUCCACAGCCGGACAGUGCUGGCCCCCAGCAAGCUGCGCCCGCUGCUGCUCAGCCAGAGCCCAGUGCGCACCCCACCUGGGAAGGAGGGCACCCCGCCCAGGAAGAGAAGCGUCUCCCUGAGGAAGGGGAGCACCCCACCCAUGAAGGGGAGUUCCUCGCCCAGGAAGGGGAGCGCCCCACCCAGGAAGGGGAACACCCCGCCCAGAAAGAGGAGCAUCUCACUGAGGAAGGGGAGCACCUCGCCCAGGAAGGGGAGUGCCUUGCCCAGGAAGGGGAGCACCCCACCCAGGAAGGGGAGCACCCCACCCAGGAAGAGGAGCAUCUCACUGAGGAAGGGGAGCACCCCACCCAUGAAGGGGAGCAUCUCGCCCAGGAAGGGGCGUGCCCUGCCCAGGAAGGGGCGCCCCCGGCCCAGGAAGAGGAGCACCCUGUCCAGGAAGAGGAGCACCUUGCCCAGGAAGGGGCACACCUGCCUGCUGCUUGCUGGGGGCUUCUUUCAGACGAACAUGCCAGUCUCCAGGCUUCCCAGAGGACUGUGGCCGAAGUCCAGGAGACCUUGGCAGAAAUGAUCCGCCAGCACCAGCAGAGUCAGCUCUGUAAAUCCACGGUGAAUGGGUCCAUUGAGGAAGAACCAGAACCAGAAGCAGAACUGCCCUCCCUCAAUGCUCAGAGCCGGUGUGAAGAAGAAAAUGAGCCAGUUUCUCUGCCUGAACUAACUAAACGGCUUACGGAGGCGAAUGCCAGAAUAGCUGAGUGUCCGGAGCGUGUCAAGACCUGGCCCUUCCCGGACGUGCUCGAGUGCUGCUUGGUCCUGCUCCAUGUGGAGGCCCAGUGCCCCGGCGCCGUGCCCCAGGAUGUGCAGCGGCGGGCUCGCGAGCUCCUCCAGGAGUACGGCCGCUCCAGGGCGCACAGGCGGCACUGCCAGGCCUUCUGCACCUGAGCUGCCGGCCCUCCAGAAGCAGCUGGUCCGAACUUUGGACACUUGGCCUCUGCCACCCGCCUCACCGGUGACCUCACACUGGCCCAGACGGCACAGCUCCACCCGGACUCGGGGCUGUGGGCCCUGACCCCGCAGAGCGGCCGUGUGGCCCGUGUCCUUCACACGCUGCCUCUCCCAAGGUUCUGCUGGGUCAUAAAUGUUGCCCGCGUCCGAGGUGGCUGGCUGCGUUCUGUGACUUCGCUCUUUUUUCACUGGUUCUUGUUGCUCUGGGCUCCCCUGCCAAGGCCAGAGUUGGAGUGUGAAGUCGGCCUUACCGUCGAGGCGCUCCUUUGCGCUCCGUCUGAACUGCAGGAAGGGGUCAAACAGCAGGUUUUCUCAUGUCCUGUGAGCACGUCUGGACACGCCCCCUACGAAGGCCAUGGACAGACGGGCACUGACUCGGCUGCGUCAUCCCUUCUUGUGGGGAGCGACGGUCGGAAUAGCUCAGGAAGAGGCCACUGCUGUCUUGCUGGUCCUCGGUCUUCCCAGGGCCGCAGGACCUUGGAGAAUUAAAAGCAGGUGUUCUUGGGAGAGAAACGCCUGGUUUCCGCCCCCAUCCCGUGGAUGGCCGAGUGUCAGGAACCCCUUUCUGGAACCUGCUGGCCGCUUGAGUGUGAAAUCAGCCGGGGCGGGGCUGGGAGGGGCCCCCUCCCCGUCAUUGAGCUGUUUUCUUUUGGGAGUUCCCUGGGAAGAAUUUUCUGAUGUGGGCUGUUUCCCAGGGGAGGGCCAUGAGCAGCGAGGACGGACGCCCAGAUGGACACGCUCCAAAGCCUGGCUGACUGGGUGGUUUUGGUUUUGGUUUUGAUUAGACCUACCUUUAGGGUUUUAAAAAUGCUCAACACAAAAGGAAGCGCUGUGGGAUUUAGGUCCUCGUGGUUCUUCACACAGAUGAAUGGCCUUUAAGAAGUGGUGUUCGAGGGGCUGGAGAACUGGCCACAGACGGAAACAGGUCUGGGGACUCGCUGCGGCCGUGGCAGGGGGCAGAGGUGGGCCCUCCGCCCGCGCUGUCAGCAGCCCCGGGGCCUAUGUUCUGCUCCGGUUAGCAAAACCCACCCCGCAGCCUCGUGACUGCUUCGGUGACACCAGCAGUGGCUCCGUGACAGCCUAGAGCGACGCCCCACAACCGCCUAGCUGCCCACGCUGGCAGAGCCGGGAGGAGCCACUCAGCCCUUCCCCACCCCACUCCGGACAACCCCACUCCCUCCCGGCAGAUCCGGCUACUGGGCCCUGCCUGCCCCGCCCCGGACUGGCCAGGGGAUGCCCACGGCCUUGCUUCUAGACCCCAGCCACUGCUCACUGCCACAGACCCAGCAGCUGCUUGUGCCGCUGCCGCCGGCGCUUGCUAGGAAGCAGCGGGUACUCACGGAGAGCCUGGCCCGUGGGGCUUAGCCCAGCUCCUCAUGGCAGCGCUCACGCCCGUCGCAGACAAGCUCCUCCAGUCCACUUAGACACGCAGCCCCUCCCCUGCGUGGCCAGACCCCACCUAACACCGGGCUGUCCCCUCCCUCGCAGGCCUCCCUGCCCCAAGCACCAUCUUCAGUUGCCACUGAGACUCAUUCCGUGUUCGCCCAGAUCCGGAAGGGCGGGUGGGGGGCCAGCCACCUGCGGGCCGAAGCGCCGCCCUCCGCGGCCACCAUGACCCCGCCUUCCACGGGAGCGCCCAGCCCAGAGCCCAGCUGGCUCCCGUGCCCCACAGACCGACCCGUUUGUGCGCCAACAGAAAGGGUUGGAAGCUGUAUCCUCACCCCAGCGGGCCUGCUGCUGCCACGCGCUGCGGCGGCCCCAGGAAACCGAGUCACAAGCGCCUUCGUCGUCCAGCCUAGCGCUGCGGAGGGGUCACGGGAGGACCGGCACUGAGAGCGGGGGACAUGGCCUGCCCCCCGCUACCCUCAGCAAACCCCGUCUUCUACAGCCAGCAAGGACCAGGCCUUCAUGCCAGCGGUUAAAAAGAAAUCUUUAUUUUACAAAAUUAAAAACAUAAAUAAUAUUUACAAGCAUCUUAAAUACUGGUUUAUAACACCUGACAUUUUUUAAUCAUUUCAAAUUGAGUUUUCCACAAGCUUUUAAAAGGCA